ACAAUACUUCUACUGCUGUCCAUCAAAAGAUCAAUAUCCAAAUGUGAAAUGUCGACUCCGAUACUCAUCAUGUAUCAUAUUCCUAUCACACGGCAAUCCGAGCCGAGGCAAUGGUGGGCACCGGAACACAUUCAAGGUAGAUGACAAGAUGAAAGCUUGAAAGAGAUCCAUUUUGAUAAUGAUCUUUCGUGAAUCGAUCAUGAUACAAAACAACUGAAGACCUUGCCAACAUGUAUCGCUCCAUCAUUCGGGUCCAACGAGUCAGUCCUUUGGCUUCUCGUCGCUGUUACAGUAGUGGACCUAAGAUAAGUCACGAUCCCACUUUAUCGACAAAAGAUGAAGACAGCAACACGCGGACAAAGGGUUUAGAUAUUCAACAUACUACUCCGAGCUCGCCUGGAGUUCAAGACAAUGCAUACUCUUCAUAUAAACGUUCCAAUGGCCAGUUUGUUUUCGAUGCCUCCCAUGGCCCACCUGUACCCUUGCGAAAGAAAACUCGGCCUCCAGCCUUCAUACGGCCUCUUCUCAAUAUUGAACUUUCUGCACAGGAAAAGGCAAACCAAGAGUUGAUAAACUCGGCCGCUGAUCUUGGAGAAGAGAUUGUUCAUCCAAAAUUAGGAAAAGGUUAUCGAGAGAAUCUUCGUUUGCUCGAUAAUGGAGCAUUCAUGCCAAUCAAUUUUGCUGAAGGUCCGGAUUCGGUUCCGCGUCGAUGGCUAAGAGACAAUUGUCGUUGUGCAAAGUGUAGACGCCCUGAUACCAUGCAGCGAGAAGUAAACAUUUUCUCGUCUGACCUCAAAGUCCUCCCGGAUUCUAUCAACAAAGCCAAGAAAGAGGGCCUUGAAGUGACAUGGCUGGAUAGCGCGGAUAAUGACGUUAAGUCAGAUCAUGUUACUGUUUACCCAUGGGACUGGCUCCACAAACAUCAAGUUUACCGCGAUGCGGAGAAAUUCCAGGCUCCUAAAGCUUCAAUUGUUGGUGCGACUCACGGAGGAGAUAAUUCAGCGGAAGCAGAAGUGCCAAUGCCUGAUCCAGACAGCCAUGAAGUCGUUCUCUGGGAUUCGCUUAUCGGGAAAAAUCCACCUACUGUCAACUAUGAAGAAGUCAUGGCAAGUGAAACUGGCGUAGGAAAGUGGACACGCAUGAUUCACAACUAUGGCUUCUGUUUCGUAGACGGGGUUCCAGUAUCCCCUGAAAAGACUCAGAAGCUUCUGGAAUGCAUUGCCUUUAUUCGGCCAACACAUUAUGGUGGAUUCUACGACUUCACAUCCGAUCUAACAAUGAAAGACACCGCAUACACCAGUGAAGCCAUUGGUCCUCAUACCGAUACAACUUACUUCACUGAUCCUGCCGGCCUUCAGAUGUUCCAUCUCCUUUCUCAUGCCGAAGGUACUGGCGGUGAAUCUCUCCUCGUAGACGGCUUCUGGGCCGCUCGCUUACUUCGCACUCGCCACAAAGAUGCUUUAUCUAAGAUAGCAGUCCCCUGGCAUGCUAGUGGUAACGAUGGUAUCAAUAUCACUCCAAAUAGACCAUACCCUGUCCUUACUAUGAAUACAAAUCGUGCUGCAACGCAAAUUAGAUGGAAUGAGGCAGAUAGAGGUACGAUUCAUCCUGGAUACUCCCAGGAGUGGUACGAAGCGGCAAAAGCAUAUAAUGAUCGGGUUAAUGACCCGAAGCUACAGUAUUGGUCCCAGCUUGUACCUGGGCGGGCCUUGAUUUUCGAUAAUUGGAGAGUUCUUCAUGGAAGAUCGGAAUUUACGGGUAAAAGACGUAUAUGUGGUGGAUACAUUAAUCGUGAUGAUUAUGUUUCGAGAUAUUUGAACACGAAUUUCACCCGCGAACAGAUCUUGGAGAAGAUACUAUGAUUGUGGGUGCUAUAGCUUCCUUCAUCUAUUCUUGUUUUGGGAAAGAAUGAGGGGGUAGCAACCGAUUAAAUAGAUGAUGCCGUAGCUCCUCGAUGCAUGUGGCAAACUACUAUCGGAUAGUUUAUCAAAGCCGAGAUUGGGUAUUCUGGGUAGAUCAUAGAGAAUGGAGAUGCGCAAGAAUUCGUAAGAAUCAAUAAGUAUUCGAUGAAUCCACUUACAGUCUACGAUGACUUUUCACUUGAAGCAUUUACUGCUGAAGGGGUUCACUCAGGUUGGGGAUAUUGAGUGUCAGUGUACGGUUCUUUUUCGCGACC
Molecule: messenger RNA, 2176 nt
Organism: Botrytis sinoallii
Lineage: Eukaryota; Fungi; Ascomycota; Leotiomycetes; Helotiales; Sclerotiniaceae
Exons: 10
Coding region: 231-1862 (543 amino acids)
Biological process (GO): carnitine biosynthetic process
Cellular component (GO): mitochondrion
Molecular function (GO): trimethyllysine dioxygenase activity; iron ion binding
Source: RefSeq, a predicted model, not a curated record